CAACCAAUGUCCAACAAGUAACUUGAACUUGAUCACCAUAGCACCAUAGCGGAAACAGCUGAUUACUCCCUAAAUAACUUCUACUCCUAACUCACACAUUAUCCAGAUAUAUCAUCUUCGCACUAUGACCGACUUCGCCCAACCCCUCAGCAAAGUCAUGGAGACGACCUCUCCCCCACCACCCCCCAUGACCCUCCCUGACAUGCCCACUCCCGCCCAAUCCAUCCCCACCAUCCUCGAAUUCGCACCCCAUGCCCUAGCCACCACCCCACCGAUCUCCUCCAUCGCCGCAUAUUGGAAUAACAGCUGCGCCGGCGGCGACGUGCAAUCCAACAACUGCGCACACUACCUCUCCGACGCAUUUAUCCGCGCCGGCUACACCGAACUGAGUCAACCAAACCAGCACAUCAACGCGCGGUGUCAGACUACUGCUCGUCGGCCGAUCCGUGCCCGCGACAUGUGGAGCUGGUUUCGGUCCAAGUCUCAGGUGAGUAGUCGCAGUGUGCAGAGGAAUACAGGCUGGUGGGCGGUGUUUCAGUUGAACGAGAGCCAGUAUUGGGGUGGGCAUGUGGCGGUAUUGGAUUCGAAUGCUUGGGUUUAUUAUGGAACGGGGUGGUAUCCUGAUUGGGACCAGUAUUGCUAUCAGUGGUAGAUGAGUAGGUCGUUUGUUGGUUGUGGGGAAAGAUGUGCGAAGCAUAUUUGCAGGACUUAAGGGGAAAUGCUGUAUUUGAGACCGUGGGCGUUUAGCAGCAGAUUGAUUGGUGUCUUGGAAUAUGGUCCAG
Molecule: messenger RNA, 782 nt
Organism: Aspergillus vadensis CBS 113365
Lineage: Eukaryota; Fungi; Ascomycota; Eurotiomycetes; Eurotiales; Aspergillaceae
Exons: 1
Coding region: 125-652 (175 amino acids)
Source: RefSeq, a predicted model, not a curated record